CAGGAUCCUAUUUAGCCUUGACUUGCAGAGAGUCCCAGUAAGGAAGCAUUUACCAAGUUGAUCCCAGAUGGUUCCAAUAGUUUGGUGAAGAAUGUCAGGAAUUUAAUUUAUGUGUUGUGACUGAAUAGAGCUCAUGCACAAUCCUGCUGGUGGUAGGAGUGAUUAGCGUGUUGCAGGGAGGAAUACACUGACUGGGCUCGAGUCCCCAUGACUGCCCACUGGAGGAAUCCCGUAGGAACCCUGCUGGGGGUGUUCGUAGUUGGGGUGGCAGUGUUAGUGGCGGCGCUGCUAAUCAGGACGUACACCCUGGCAGAAACCAAAAGAGUCUGGCUGGACAAAGGGGCUCUGGGAGCCAAGCUGACCCAGAAAGAGAGAGAACAAAUCCUAGAGGCACUGAAAGGUGCAAUCCGUAUCCCCACUGUAUCAUUCUCAGAAACAGAACAAAACAACACAGCCUUGGCAGAGUUUGGACAAUAUAUUCGCAAAGCCUUCCCUCUUGUCUUCUCUUCCAGUUUAAUCCAACAUGAAGUUGUGGGUGGUUACAGUCACCUUUUUACCGUUCGAGGCUCAGACAGCAAUUUACAGCCAUACAUGCUUCUCGCUCACUUUGAUGUGGUGCCAGCAACCCCCGAAGGCUGGGAGGUGCCACCAUUCUCUGGUGAGGAGCAUAAUGGAUUCAUCUAUGGAAGAGGAACUAUUGAUGACAAAAACUGUGUGAUUGGAAUUCUACAGGCACUGGAAUUACUCCUGAAGAGGGGCUACAAACCACGUCGCUCCUUCUACAUUGGAUUUGGCCACGAUGAAGAGAUCUCAGGUAAUUAUGGAGCCGUGAAGAUUGUGGAGAAGUUACAAUCCCGGGAAGUAAAGUUGUCAUUUCUAUUGGAUGAAGGUUUGGCAGUUCUUGAUGGUGUAAUCCCUGGCACAAAGCGACCCAUUGCCCUGAUUGGUACCACAGAGAAAGGUCAAAUUUCCUUGAAUUUGUCAGUGGAAAAACCUCCUGGUCAUUCUUCAAUGCCGCCUCGUGAAACCAGCAUUGGGAUCCUUUCUGCAGCUGUGUCCAGACUGGAGAAGAAUCCAAUGCCCAACCUAUUUGGUAAGGGCCCUGAAAGAUCCAUGUUUGAGGAUCUAGCAGGAGAGUUUGUUUUCCCACUCAACAUCGUGAUGGCAAAUCUGUGGCUUUUCUCACCGAUCGUUAGCAGAAUUCUGGAACAAACUCCUUCGAGUAAUGCCCUUGUUCGAACAACUACAGCUCUCACUAUCUUCAAUGCAGGAAUUAAGUCGAAUGUGAUCCCACCGAUUGCCAAAGCUACUGUCAACUUCCGAUUGCACCCUGCACAUACCGUGGAGGAGGUGUUGAACAUUGUAAGAAAUACCAUCAUGGAUGAGCAAGUAGUGCUUUCAGUUGUCAGCGCAUUUGAUCCACUUCCAGUUAGUCCUUAUGAUGAGGAAAACUUUGGGUACCAAACACUGAAACGCACUAUCCAUGAUGUGUUUUCAGCAGCACCAGUAGCUCCAGGUGUGUGUGUUGGGAAUACAGACAGCCGCCACUUUGUAAACCUGACUGACAGCAUCUACCGGUUCAGUCCCAUAGUCAUGAAACCAGAAGAUUUAAGCAGGUUUCAUGGUCUGAAUGAACGGAUAUCAAAAGAAGGGUUUGAAGUUGCUGUACAGUUUUAUUACCAGCUGAUUCAAAAUUCAGACUCUGAGAAAGUGCCCAGGCCUCAUCAUAUACCAGAAGAAUUAUAGUCAGAAAUGGAGGGACUUGAAUAAUGUUAUGGAAAUGUAGAUUCAUUUUGAGACUGGAGAAGUCAGUAUAAGUUGCAAUUUCAGUUGAACUUCAGGACACAACUUGAAGCAUUCAUUGUGUUAAGCUAUUUCAAUUGCUCAUGUCUGAUUUGUUCAUUCGAAAAAGCUGAAAGUAUGUAAAUUUUUGCCAAUAAACUUGAUUUUCAAUGGG
Messenger RNA from Pelobates fuscus (common spadefoot toad), 1957 nucleotides. Its product is annotated as N-fatty-acyl-amino acid synthase/hydrolase PM20D1-like. Lineage: Eukaryota; Metazoa; Chordata; Amphibia; Anura; Pelobatidae. Bases 208 to 1746 code for a protein of 512 amino acids. The transcript has 14 exons. Gene Ontology annotation, molecular function: hydrolase activity, acting on carbon-nitrogen (but not peptide) bonds, in linear amides. The record is from RefSeq and is a predicted model, not a curated record. Gene Ontology annotation, biological process: amino acid metabolic process.